AUGGACCCACCUCAUCGGCUUUUAACAACGCAUGACAUUGAUAGUGCUUUCAAAGCUGUGAGGACAGAACAGGGAUCUGGCAGAAAAAUAAAGAAAGUUGCCAUUGAAAUUGUCAAUACUGCUGUACAGAAAGAGAAGCAAGCACAACGACAGGCAGGUACAUCUUCUGUGGGCAGGUAUACAAAGGAGCUAGAAACAGUCACAAGCAAGUUGCGCUGCCCCAACCAUCCAAAGCUCAGAGAGGACACAUUCUGCUGGGUCAAUGCAUCCCAGCCCGACGCUCCACACUAUCUGUUGUGCACCCGGGACCUACAGGAGUGGGCUAAAUAUUUGCACGAAACGACAUCUCCGAGUCAUUUCAAUGAAAUUCAAAAGACACGUAAGGAGCGAACUACGUCAUCGCUCCAGAGGGUGCCCACCAAAAUCAUACCACCCAUCAUCCAUAAUCAUAUCCACCUCCCACCUCCCACUAAUGACACAAUCUCUGACGGAAUGCUUGUGAGAGAACAAGAAAAGGGCUAUAUGGCUCCCCAACUGCUCAAGAGGACUUUUGCGCUCUAUAUGAAGAGCGAUGAAGAGUCCGACGACGACGAACCUCCGCAAUGUAUUGAGGAUGUCCUUAGGACCGUCCAUUCUCGCUACCCUGUGAUGAACUUUCCCCAAUAUGCCAAUAAACUGAAGGACCACAGCAUUUUUUAUUUGCCCACUGCAGCUCAUUUCAGUGUUAGGGCCUGUACAGCGACAGAUUAUUACACAGAUUAUCGCUUUGGAUUAUUUGUACAGAUUAUUCCCACACAACCUGGCGUGACUUUUCGGUGCUUUCCGCCAUCACCUAGAUGUCACUCACCCAAACCCUAA
This is a messenger RNA of Suillus paluster, 858 nucleotides long. RefSeq lists its product as uncharacterized. NCBI's taxonomy places the organism in Eukaryota, Fungi, Basidiomycota, Agaricomycetes, Boletales, Suillaceae. The transcript is spliced from 4 exons. The record is from RefSeq and is a predicted model, not a curated record. The coding region runs from base 1 to 858 and encodes 285 amino acids.